Cooperia oncophora is the source of this 348-nucleotide messenger RNA. Lineage: Eukaryota; Metazoa; Nematoda; Chromadorea; Rhabditida; Trichostrongylidae. The record is from the annotation of a GenBank genome assembly.
AUGGAUUCAACAAGAGUACGCCUAAAAGCUCGUAGUGAAAAUGACGACUACAUUCACGCCAGUUGGAUGACAAUGCCUGACAAUCAGAAAUACCUCUGCACACAGGGUCCCAUCGCGGAAACUGUUGAGGACUUCUGGCACAUGGUGUUCACAGAGAGAAGCAAUGUUAUCGUGAUGUUGUGCAGUUUCGUUGAAGAAAAGCAUGAGAAAUGCUAUCCGUACUUCCUUGCGGAACGUUAUGUACCACAGAAUUUUGGAAAAAUGUACAACGUGACCCUGUUACGCUGUUAUGACUCAGAUCCAAAUGGGUUAAUACUUCAUAAGCUAUUACAAGUUGAAGUCCUGUGA